Sarcophilus harrisii (Tasmanian devil) is the source of this 2374-nucleotide messenger RNA. It is a transcript of the gene HAGHL, whose product is annotated as hydroxyacylglutathione hydrolase like. Gene Ontology annotation, molecular function: hydroxyacylglutathione hydrolase activity. The transcript is spliced from 9 exons. The record is from RefSeq and is a predicted model, not a curated record. The coding region runs from base 240 to 1088 and encodes 282 amino acids. Lineage: Eukaryota; Metazoa; Chordata; Mammalia; Dasyuromorphia; Dasyuridae.
GAAGGGGGAGGUGGGUGACAGGGACUGAAGGCUACGUUUCUACGAGGCCGGGGGGAGGGGCGAAAAGGCCGCAGGGCCGCAACGCGGUACUGUAGGUGCUUGCUCCAGGAAUGGAAGGAUGGGAAUAAGGGAAGAGGAGGAUUUCAGGGACUAAAGGCAGGAAAAAGUGGAAAAGGAACCGCAAGAGGAGCCGGACUGGAGUAUGCGCCACGGUCAGGUGGAAGAGCUGGAAACUGACCAUGAAGGUCAAGGUUAUUUCAGUUUUGGAAGACAACUACAUGUAUUUGGUCAUUGAAGAGAAUACCAAAGAAGCCAUUGCAAUAGAUGCAACAGUUCCCAAAAGGUUGCUGGAAAUUGUCAGGAAGGAGGAAGUGAAGCUGACUACCAUCUUGACCACUCAUCAUCACUGGGAUCAUUCCAGGGGCAAUGAGGAGCUGGUGCAGCUGGUUCCAGGGCUUCAGGUGUACGGGGCUGAUGAGCGCAUUGGUGCCUUGACACACAAGUUGAUUCACAACCAGGAGCUCAAGUUUGGAGCCAUCUGUGUGCGGUGCUUGCUCACACCUGGCCACACCUUGGGCCAUAUGUGUUACUUCAUGUGGGAAGACAACUGUCCAGAUGCUCCAGCUGUGUUCUCAGGUGAUGCCUUGUUCGUUGGUGGUUGUGGUCGACUCCUAGAGGGGACAGCAGAACAAAUGUACCGGAGCCUCAAUGAAACACUGGGGACUCUGCCCAAGGAAACUAAAGUGUUCUGUGGGCACGAGUACACUGUCAGGAAUCUCAAGUUUGCUUUGAAGGUGGAACCUGAUAAUGAAAAUGUGAAAACAAAGCUGGCUUGGGCCAAAGCUAGAGAUGACGACGACAUACCCACAGUGCCUUCAACCUUAGGAGAGGAGUUUCACUAUAACCCUUUCCUCAGAGUAGCAGAAGAAUCUGUCCAGAAAUAUACUGGGAAAAAGAAUCCAGUGGAAGUCAUGAAAAUUCUACAUACAGAAAACGACAACUUCAAAAAACGUGCAGAGCCACUGGACCCUCGUGCAGUCCUUGCAUUAGAGUGGGGCCUCUUGGGCUCUUUAGUGCAAAAGGAAUGAAGCCAGGAAAACCAGCUCUUGCAAGUUGGACCCACCUCACCUGACUUUGGCAACACUACAGCUGGAAAGGACUUCUUGAGUGGUACAUUACUUGUUUUAAAUUAAUCCUUCGGAAAGCUUCUCCUGGGCUUAUUUUGGCCUACUGCUGCUAAGAUUUUGGAAAUGAAUCUUCAAUUUUUUUGGGAGAUGGUUUCUUCCUAUAGUUAGCUAAUCUGAUUUUAAUCUGAUUUGGCAUUAUUUCAAAGGGGAAAGAGCCCUGUAGCUAGAAUCAGAAGACUUCAUUUGAGGACUGGCUCCAUCCUCUACUGGCCAUUUGAUCUUGGGCAAGUCAUACCAUUUCAGUUUCAUCUGUAAAAUUAGGGGACUGAAUUAAAUGCUCACUGAAAUCUCCUCUAGCCCUAAAUUUAUUGUUCUGUUGCUAAUUUGCCACUUUUCUUUCUUUCUCUCUCCCUUCCUCCCUCUCUUUUUUCCUUCCUUCCUUCCUUUCUUAGAGGGGUAGCAGUCCACUCGUGGGUCCUGUUCCAAUACUGAAAGAAUAUGGAAGCUAAUUUUUUCCAACUAGGGUUGGUCUGCCCCCUCUUGGGUGGUUUGGUGGCCCUCUUCUCCUGCGAACUCCUCUCACCUCAGUGUACCUGAUUGGCUUUAGCCCUGCUGCUUAGAGCUUCUUAACUCAAAUGUCACUCCAGCUUCAGGGACUACAAGGUGUUUACUAUCACAUUCAGUUGCAGCCAUAUUUUUUCCUAAAAGUAUUAAAAUCCAGUCUUAAUCAUGGAUUAUAAUCUUUCCUUCUAUAUCACUAUUGUCCCUGCAUUGCCUAUAAUAUGUAAAGAAAGUCUGUGAAAAUAAAACCCAUUUUGGAAAAUGGAAUAUAGAAGCCAAGUUGAUUUUAAAAAUCUGCUUAGUAGCAAUGUGAAACUCACAACCAUUUUCAUGUUACUGUGCAGAACUUACUUAUUUUUAGGAAUGGUGGCUUUUUUUUUUUUUUAAUCUUAGAAAAAGCUUUUUUUAAUUUGAAGAAAAUGUCAGAGGGAGGAACUUCUCUUUUAGAAGUGUUGAGUGGCUUUCUCAUAGCUAAAAAAAAGCACAAAAGCACAGUAAUGCAGUCAUGGUUCAGUCUGACCUGCUGUAUAGAAGCUACAGUUUAGAGGAUUUCAUCUAAUACAUGUUACAGUCAGAAGCCUGAAAUGAGACAAGAGGCUCAUAAGAAGGAAAUGGAAAAAUGCCAGGGGAUGAUUUUUUUAAUAUUGUUCAUUAAGUCAAUAUGCAGAUUUUAGACAUAAUUAUAU